Molecule: messenger RNA, 2412 nt
Organism: Cydia pomonella (codling moth)
Lineage: Eukaryota; Metazoa; Arthropoda; Insecta; Lepidoptera; Tortricidae
Exons: 5
Coding region: 526-1605 (359 amino acids)
Source: RefSeq, a predicted model, not a curated record
ACUGAAUAAAUGAAUUUAAGCUCUAUUCGGGCAAACAAUGUCACUUUGACGUUAGAAAUAUUGUAGACAAUCUUAUUGGGAUCACAACGGAAUCGAAAACACGUCCAUUUUGACAUUUCGUUUACUUAUCGAUUUUUAAAGAUCUUAAAUGUGUCUUAAUCAUUCUUCGAAUCGGGCCGUCACGCGCACGGUCCGCGCCUCGCUGGGUGACUUGCGCACCCGUGGUAGGGCUGCAUUGUGCCUGCGCGUGCGCGCACAGCUGCGCGUUAUCAGUAACCGUUAUGUUGUGCGAUGUUAGUCUCUGCUGACUAUUUUGCACUCAGUGUUUAAAAAUUCGGUCAAUUGAGACAUGCGCAUCUAAAUGUCUAUCUGACAAAAUUCUGGAUUGAAUUUCGAUGUUUUGUGAAAUAUAUCAAAGUUCAAUGACCGUUGUGGUGGUCAAAGGCUUUUUUAUAAUAUUUGCGGCAAUACGGGAUUAAGUCCAAUAGGACUGCUAUUGUAUUACAAACCCCUUGUAAAUUAAAAAUGCUGAUUAUAUGUUUAUGGGUAUCACUUGCGAUGUCAUGUACCGGAAUUACCGGAUACCACUACCGAACCCAAAAUAAGCUCCAAGCAAAGGGAAGAGAACAGACAACCCUCCUUCGCCGCCGGGUGCUGGAUCUGCAGCACUAUCCGCGACGGCAAGACGACGGCUACCACCAGCCGGAACACCCACAUUUUAACAAUACUCAUUUCUGCCCAAUACAAGAAAUGGAGCAAAGUGGAGCCCGCCUGGUUGACGAGGAGGACUACCCGUGGAUUGCGAGGGUGGUACACGGUCGCCCCUUUAAAGAGAUCAUGGCACCUCUCAUCUGUACGGCGGCUGCGAUCGAUAAGGAAAUAUUUAUUACGGCCGCCAGAUGUAUCGCCACGGCCAAAGCCGAAUUUACAACUGUACUGUACCUUAACCGACAAAUAGGCGUGAAAGCGUUUAUUUUCCCGGUGGAACCGUCAAAACAAAUGUUUGAUGACGUUGGGCUGAUCGUUACCUGGGCCCCGUGGCAGAAUAAAACUAUACAUUAUGAAAUUAUCAACCUCCCGAAAAAUCCACGACCAGACGACAAUUCAUACUAUUUUUUCGAAGACUUGGUCGACACCAAGGCAAAAACCUCAACUCUCAUAGGAUUCAUUGAACUGGAAGAGUCGCCGGGGACUCAUAAGCUAUACAAGCUGGAAAAUAUGCACGCGAGCAAUAGAAUCUGCAACGAGAUCUACCCAAUGACGAAGAAUUCUGACGAUUACUGGGCGCCCUGCGUCCAUUUCUGUAGCCCCGAAGAACACGACAUGAACAGCGAGACUUGCCGCCGCUACCUGCUCGGACUGGGGCACAUGGUUGUCGACGAACAGACCAACGAACUGAUCGGUAUAGUCACGUGGACGUGCGCCAACAGUGCUCCAGACAGACUUAGUAGAGACAGGCUGCCAAUGCCUCUUGGGGUAGCGGUGCCUAACAGGAAGACGUUAAAAAUAGACAAAAACUGUGCUGAUAUGCUAACGAAUGAUAAAAUGCCACAUACUCAACUUACGCGUGGCUAUUAUAGGCAUUUGUGUAUGGAUAUGUAUUAAUUUUAAGUAUUGGAUUUUCUUCUUAAAAUUCUUUCAUGUCUACAUGAGAACAACUACUCACUAUAUUUUUUUCUGUUCUAUCAUUCAGUAAAUAGUUCCAAGCCGUUUCGACCCGUCCAACUUUUAAAGACAGCUCAGAUUAAAGGUGACAGUCCAUUUCCAACUGCAGCUGCACUACCGUUGCGACAUUACUGGUGCGACAUUACUGCAGCGGCCGACUGCUGCUGCUUGCGGCGUGCAGUCGCGGCAGCGUUCGUCAGUUGAUUGUCAAAGUCAAUGAAUAAUGUCACUGUCAGACGUAUAAAUAAAAUUACUGAUUUACUUAUUUGUAUAUUUUACGAGAAGAAGUAAGUGACGAUAAUGCUACAUUGUAUACGAAAAUGAAGAACAGAUUUGCCUUUCUACAAGAAUCACAGUCAGUCCAAGGCAGUUACGCAAUAUUAUUAAAAACCAGAUAUUGAAUUGUGAUCGUUUGUAUGCCGAUUAAAUAAAUAGCAAUUUAACUUCAAAUCGAAGAAAUACAACCAAAUUACUCGAAUGAAAUUAAUGCAGAGGAGCAAAUAUUUCUUAACUUAAGGUAAGUUAACAUUUUGAAAUUAUCUUCCCCAUCCUCUUGACUAAAUGCGUGACCACCGCGCACACAGCAACCCGACGAGAGCGGGACUCAUGUUGCUCGUGAUGGAUACGGUGUACGCUGGUUUGCAAAGAGAUUCGUGGGUUUCGGAGAUGGCAAUGCGACACGUAAGAAUAAAUUCUCCAAUGUAGACGUUCAGUGUUAGUAAAAUAUUACACAUUUAUCUUUCCGAG